Molecule: messenger RNA, 922 nt
Organism: Volvox carteri f. nagariensis
Lineage: Eukaryota; Viridiplantae; Chlorophyta; Chlorophyceae; Chlamydomonadales; Volvocaceae
Exons: 6
Coding region: 257-922 (221 amino acids)
Source: RefSeq, a predicted model, not a curated record
AUUCGUGAUGAGCUAACAUUUGAACGGUAUAUUGCUGAAAGCUGCUUCCUUCAUUCCUGACGCCCCGUGUCUGUGUUCUUCAUUUUGGCAUCCAGGCUCAUCGUAUAAGCUAGCAUGCAUUAUCAUAGUUUUGAGUGAUUCACUCUGAGGGUUACAAUCACGGAUUCCCCAUCGAGCUGUACUGCUCCCAACUAGGUCAAAGAUAGAAGUGGAUUUGGCUGAAAAGCCUUGAUUUGAUCACAUUUAAGUUGAUAAGAUGGGUAAUGGCUGCUCGACGGAGAAAUCAACGGAGACUUUGUCGCCCCAUGCGACACGAUCUAAGUCGAUGUUAUCCAAGUCGGCCAGCGGCGCUGGUAGCCGGAAGACCCGCGAGGACCUGGCAUCGCAGUUUGUAGCUGAAUUCCCUGCGGAUGACGACCCCGACGACGACAUGCCCUCCUACCCCGAGGGUUCCCGCGAGGCGACUCUCCUGAAGGUUUUCAAUUUGCUGGAUUCAGAGAAUUGCGGCUACAUCUUGGUGCCCGUUUGGAAGGACUACGUGUUGCAGAUGGGUCUGACCACGGAGGCGCUUGCGAAGGAGCUGGCGGUCAUUGUCGCAGAUCAGAAGACCCCAGGUGACCCGCGGGUCACUGCCCGGCAGUUCGUCACCGCCAUGGUACACAUGGUGGUGGGAUAUGACGAUCCGGAGUUUGGGAAGUUUGUUGCACAGACUCUGAUGACGUACAGCCUCUUCUGUUCGCAAACGCUGCUGCUGAUCCUGCUGCCUCUCCCUUCUGUUGUUGACCCUGCUGCUGUUGCCGUUGCAUCUGGGUGCUCGUGCUACUGCGUAUGGAUGUGGCGGCUUAGGGCCAAGGGGGCCAGUCGCUACCUCAACACGGAGCAGGUGGGGCCGCCGGGUGGGCAGGCAGCCUCGCAGGCGUAA